Lactuca saligna is the source of this 2048-nucleotide messenger RNA. The record is from the annotation of a GenBank genome assembly. Lineage: Eukaryota; Viridiplantae; Streptophyta; Magnoliopsida; Asterales; Asteraceae.
UUUUGAAAUUCGCUUUGAUUUGUGUUGGUUUGACGAAUAGGAUGGGGCUGCUGGUUAAAAUGACAUGAUUAUUUGUUUUGGAUAUAUUUUUUUGUGCGUUGAGUGGAAUGAUAUCAAGUUAUUGAUUUUUAUUUGCAAUUAAUAAAGGUUAAGGGUUUCUGAUUUUAGUUUUCAACCGAGUGUUGGUAUUCAUUGUGAAAUUGGCAACAAAUUUAGCGACUUGGUGUGACUUGGUGUAGUGUGUAUAUCGUAACAUGUGGUGACGGAUAUAUCUAACCUAAUUUGUUGCAAGGAUUAUGCAGAUUAAGUAAACAUUGCAAAUUAAAAGAAGUGAAUUGAGUUUGAGUUGAUUGAGAUACGAAUUUGUUUGGAGAUUUUGUGGAAUGAAGGAGUUCAAUUGUUUUAACAGCUGUAUUUGCAGAUCUAAGGUUUUGGAUAUUGAUAAUGACGACCCUUGAUGCGGAUAUAGUUUCACAUCGCCGGAGUUACUACCAAAUGACUGAUUUUCACAAGAACACAAGAUUAUUUAGCAUGACUAAGAGGCGUAAAGAAGUGUCGGUCCGUGAUCAUGGGAUUGAAAGGUCCAACAUCGUGAAGCAGGAUCUUGCCUCAAUGGCUGCUAAAGUACAUUCGACUGAUAGAGAUCUGCAGCUGGGUGGAACUGUCCUAAUUCGUAAACGCCUUAUGUUAGGACGACAAGAAACUGCAAAAGUUAUACAACUUGGUUUGGUACCUCGCAUUGUCGAGUUGUUAAGUAGGGAGGAUUCUGCCGAGCUUCAGGUUGAAGCUGUUGGGUGUCUUUCUAUCAUUGCCUCAGGAGUAGUAUAUAAGUGGACAAAGGAUGUCCUAGACAGCAGAGCGGUCCCAGCACUUGUAAAACUUCUACUUUCUCCAAAAGAUAAAGUUCAGGAGCAGGCUGUUCAUGCAUUGGGAAAUAUAGCUGGAGAUUGUGCUGAAAGCCGCGAUCAUGUUUCUGCCAACGGUGCGUUGACUCCUUUGCUUCGUUUGUUGCUUGAGAAGGAUGCUAAGGAUCCCAUUCUAAGAACUGCAAGUUGGACAUUGUCCAACUUAUGCGGAGGAUAUCCAUUUCCUCCGUUUGAACAGACAAAAGCAGCUCUUCCGGUAAUUGUGGAUCUCAUCAAGACCAAGGGGAAAGACAAAGAUGUCUUGACAGACUUAUGCUGGUCUCUCUUUUAUAUUUCCGAGGCUACUGCUGAGGGACAUAAAGCGGUGCUUGCUGCCAAGGUCUCUCAACGCCUUCUGGAGCUUCUGAGUCCUCAGCUCCCCGCUGAAGUUGCCAAUGCUGCACUUUGUUGUGUUUGUAAAAUCUACCUCACAAACGAUCAAACUGAGGGUUUUAUAAAUCUUGAUUUCCUUUCAAAACUGGCCAACUUGUUGCCAGUCAAGAAUAUGAAAGAGCAAGUGUGCCGUACAAUAACUACUAGCAUCAUCACUUCAAGAAACAAACAUGCUAUUAUUGAGGAUGUGAUCGAGGCUCAAUUACUUAAAAGGCUAAUCAAAGAAGUCGAGAAUGCACCGUUUCGGGUUAAAAGAGUCGCAGGACAAGCUGUUGCAAAUGUCAUUUUGUGUUCUUCACCGGAACAAAUCAGGCGUUUUGUGGACAAGGACUGUGUAAACGCAAUGGAUAUUAUCCUUGAACUCAAUGAUUUGGGAAGCGUUCACCUUGCUUUACAAGGGAUUAACAAGAUUUUGAAAGUAGGCCAAGAGCAGCAGUUAGAUGUUGAAGUUAGUUCCUCCUAUGCAGCAUCAUUUGCUGAAGCACCUGCCUUAGAAAAGAUUAGGUAUUUGAGUAGUCUACACGUGGGUGAUGUUAGUGAUACUGCUCAACAGAUUGUUGACAUGUAUAUGUGAGCUGUGUAUGACCUGUAUAUGUGAGCUGUGUAUGCGAAAUAUGCAUGCACCAUAGUACGUCUUAUACUUCAUUUAUCAGAUUAUUUCAUUUCUCAUUUGCUCGUCGUUGUAAAAAAACUUAUUUCUUCAAACUUUUUGCUGAUAAUAAUAAUCAAUUGUUAUAAUUUCUUGAAAAA